AGCCUGGCCCAGUCACUCUGGGCCCUCUUCACCUCCUCUCUGGCCAUCUCCCUGGUGUUUGCCGUCAUCCCCUUCUGCCACAACGUGAAGGUGCUGGCCACCGUCAUGGCGCUGGCGGGCCUGGCCAUGGGCUGCAUCGACACGGUGGCCAACAUGCAGUUGGUGAGGAUCUACCAGAAGGACUCGGCUGUCUUCCUGCAGGUUCUCCACUUCUUUGUGGGCUUUGGCGCUCUGCUGAGUCCCCUCAUCGCUGACCCUUUCCUGUCUGAGACCAGCUGCUUGCCUGCCAACAGCACCACCAAUGUCACCUCCAGCAGCCACCUGUUCCAUGCCUCCAGGGUCCUGGGCCAGCACCACACUGAGGCCCGGCCCCAGGCCAACCAGAUGCUGUCCCCGGGCUCCCCGCAGGGCGGGGCUGGGACCCGAGUGUCCUACGCCUUCUGGAUCAUGGCCCUGAUCAAUCUCCCGGUGCCCUUGGCUGUGCUGUUUCUGCUGUCCAAAGAGCGGCUGCUGACCUGCUGCCCCCAGCGCAGGCCCCUGCUCCUGUCUGCAGAUGAGCUCGCCCUGGAGACGCAGCCGCCCGAGAAGGAAGAUGGGUCCUCGCUGUCCCCGCGGUUUCAGCCACACCCAGGGCAUGAAGACCUGUUCAGCUGCUGCCAGAGGAAGAACUUCAGGGGGGCCCCUUGCUCCUUCUUCGCCAUCCAUGUCACGGCUGCCCUGGUCCUGUUCAUGACGGACGGAAUGACGGGGGCCUACUCCGCCUUUGUGUACAGCUAUGCUGUGGAGAAGCCACUCUCCGUGGGACACAAAGUGGCUGGUUACCUCCCCAGCCUCUUCUGGGGCUUCAUUACCCUGGGCCGGCUGGUCUCCAUCCCCAUCUCCUCCAGAGUGAAGCCAGCCACCAUGGUUUUCGUGAAUGUGGUUGGUGUGGUGGUGACUUUCUUAGUGCUGCUGGUUUUCUCCUACAACGUCAUCUUCCUGUUUGUGGGGACAGCCAGCCUGGGCCUAUUCCUCAGCAGCACCUUCCCCAGCAUGCUGGCCUACACCGAGGACAUCCUGCAGUACAAAGGCUGUGCCACUACUGUGCUGGUGACCGGGGCAGGCAUUGGGGAGAUGACCCUGCAGAUGCUGGUCGGCUCGAUAUUCCAGGCCCGGGGCGGCUAUAGUUUCCUGGUGUGUGGUGUGAUCUUUGGUUGCUUGGCUUUUACCUUCUACAUCUUGCUCCUGUUUUUCCACAGGAUGCACCCUGGACUCUCGUCAGUUCCUGCCCAAGACAAGCCAGGUGGCCUGGAAAACUCAGAGUGCUACCAGAGGUAAAAGCAGGGGAAGGAGGCAAGUGAAGACUUCCACCCUCUGGAGCAGCAACACAGAGCAGUGUUUAAGAAAGCCGGGACAGGAAUACACGUGGCCUCUUAGUGCCUUGUUUUGGAUCGUCUCCACUCAUAGCUGGUUGGGUAGAAGACAUUAAACUGAUUUCUGGUACUGGGUCCGCCCCAGGCAAAUCGGUAGCAGUCUCCCUGGCUAUUCAAGUUACCUCCAGUCUUCCGUGGUUUAGGCUUUUGCGAAGAGCAAAGCCUGAGUUUGGAGAUCACUCUUAGCUGAAGUUUGAAAAAAAUGGGUUGACGUUGUAAAGCUUGAGGAUGAUUCACUACACAGAGAUAUAUUUUAAAUGAAUAAAAACAAACCCCAGACUAUUCCCUGGCAUGUUAAAAGGACUUAUGUACUUUUUACCUAUUAAUAAUCCAAAGUCUCUCAGUUUGUACGGCUGAUAUUCGUUCCUCUGUGAAACAUCAAAAGGAACUGCUCAUCGUGUUCUCUGGGUGCACUAAUUCAGUGGCCUACUGGGCUAGCCCUUACCAGCUUAUAAAAGCUGAUUCUUCAGUUUUUACUUUGAGAUGGGUUGUGAAGUGCAGCCAUUAUUAAAAUUUAAAUUACAGAAACAGAAUUAAGUUACAGUCAAGCAAAGCUAAUAAAUCUUCAAAAUGCAUCCCUUCCCAAUCGUUUUAGGUCUCUGCUUUUGAGGGGACUCACUCUAUUCUGUCUGCCUGGGUAGUACAGGAAGGCGUGUUUUUGUGCCUCUCUUCUCCACCCCAUUCUCAGUGAGCUGUGGGAACCCAAGGUCAGCCAGACUGGGGUAUAUACAGCACAGAAAGUGACAGAGCUGUGCCCCAUGACCUUCCCCCCGCCCUCCAGCCAGUUGUGGGGUGUUUAUCAACAAACCUUGGCGAGUGAUGAAUGCUCAUUGGCUCAGAAGCUAUUGGGGAGAACCAGAUGGAUGUUUGACUUUUCUGUACUGAUGUUAACUAGCUUAGAUAAGGUCAUAGAAAUGGCGCUAAGAAUUUCUCAAAAGUAGCUCAUUUAAGCUUUUCAUACUCUUUACAGAUUUAUUUUUAUUUAUGUGUGCAUAUAAGAACUGGGCUGCAGGCCAGCAGUGUUGGA
Messenger RNA from Condylura cristata (star-nosed mole), 2439 nucleotides. RefSeq names its product major facilitator superfamily domain containing 4 (gene SLC60A1). Gene Ontology annotation, biological process: transmembrane transport. Bases 106 to 1317 code for a protein of 403 amino acids. The record is from RefSeq and is a predicted model, not a curated record. NCBI's taxonomy places the organism in Eukaryota, Metazoa, Chordata, Mammalia, Eulipotyphla, Talpidae. The transcript has 9 exons.